Molecule: messenger RNA, 954 nt
Organism: Sugiyamaella lignohabitans
Lineage: Eukaryota; Fungi; Ascomycota; Dipodascomycetes; Dipodascales; Trichomonascaceae
Gene: ARG3
Product: ornithine carbamoyltransferase
Exons: 1
Coding region: 1-954 (317 amino acids)
Biological process (GO): L-citrulline biosynthetic process
Cellular component (GO): mitochondrion
Molecular function (GO): amino acid binding; ornithine carbamoyltransferase activity
Source: RefSeq, a predicted model, not a curated record
AUGUCUCCUCGUCACUUCACAAGCAUUGCUGAUAUCUCGAGCUCGGAAUUGUCGUAUCUCGUCAAUCGUGCCAUUCACCACAAGGCCAAUGUCCGCAAGGGCGUGUAUAAUCCCGCUACUCCUCUGGCUGGCCAGGUAGUUGCUAUGCUUUUUAACAAGCGUUCUACUCGUACCCGUAUUUCCACUGAAGGUGCUGUCAAGUAUUUGGGAGGACACCCAAUGUUCCUUGGUAAGGACGAUAUUCAAUUGGGAGUUAACGAGACUCUGUAUGAUUCUGCCAAGGUUAUCUCGUCCAUGACUUCGUGUAUUGUUGCCCGUGUUGGUCCUCAUUCGGAUAUUCAAGGUCUUGCUGCCGCUUCUCGUGUUCCAGUUAUCAAUGCCCUUUGUGACACCUACCACCCAUUGCAAGCUGUUGCUGAUAUGAUCACGAUUAAAGAGAGCUUUGGCGAAGUCAAUGGACUCAAGGUCGCCUGGGUUGGUGACGCUAACAAUGUUCUCCACGAUCUAGCACUUGCUUGUGUGAAAUUGGGCAUCAACAUCUCUGCUGCCACUCCCAAGGCCUACCCUGUCAGCCAAGAUAUCAUUGACUUAGUUUCUAAGGCCGGUGCUGAGACUGGUGCUACCCUCUCUACCACCACCGAUCCCCUGGAGGCUGUCAAAAACGCUGAUGUCAUUGUUACCGAUACCUGGAUUUCCAUGGGUCAAGAGGAAGAGAAGCAGCUCCGUCUCAAACAGUUCGCCGGCUACCAGGUCACCCAGGAAAUGGCUGCCCAAGGUGGUGCCAAAGAGAACUGGAAGUUCAUGCAUUGUCUCCCCCGUAAGCAAGAAGAGGUCAACGACGAGAUCUUCUACUCCGACCGCUCUCUCGUCUUCGAGGAGGCCGAAAACAGACUCUACUCCGCCAUUGCAUGUCUCGAGGGAUUCGUCGUCAACAAGGGUAAGCUCAUCCAGUAA